Molecule: messenger RNA, 4333 nt
Organism: Xenopus laevis (African clawed frog)
Lineage: Eukaryota; Metazoa; Chordata; Amphibia; Anura; Pipidae
Gene: npr2.S
Product: natriuretic peptide receptor 2 S homeolog
Exons: 22
Coding region: 114-3362 (1082 amino acids)
Source: RefSeq, a predicted model, not a curated record
GGCUGACUGUACUGCAGGAUUGCUCUGCUCCAUACUCUCCUGCCCUGUCGCCCUGAGAAGGUUGGAGCUGUCUCUGCCCUUUGGCUUUGUCUAGUUAUGGCCGCGGUGGCACCAUGGAUGUGAAAUCUGGCUACCAAAGCUUCUCAGGGAGCCUCCCAAGUUCCAAUAGGAUGAGUGGAUAUUGGUGCCCUUCACUGGCACAGAAACCCGUGCACGCCUUCUGUUUCCUCCUCCUAUUCCUGCGUUGCCCAUCCAGGAGCCAUCAGAAUGUCACUUCCAACCAUACCCUGACCCUGGCCGUGGUCCUUCCUGAGAGCAACAUUCGCUAUGCCUGGUCAUGGCCCCGUGUGGCCCCUGCUUUGCGCAUGGCAGUGGAAAGGGCACAGGAACUUCAGCUUUUGUCCGGGUACCAAGUGAAAUGGGUUUUCCUCACCUCGGAACUGAACGGGGCCUGCUCGGAAUAUGUGGCUCCCCUCAAUGCCGUGGACCUGAAACUUUACCACAACCCUGAUGUUCUCUUUGGUCCAGGCUGUGUUUACCCUUCUGCCUCUGUUGCCCGUUUUGCCACCCACUGGCGCCUCCCCCUUAUAACUGCUGGCGCCUUGGCCUUUGGUUUCAAGCAAGAUGAUGAUCACUAUAACACAACAGUACGGACAGGACCCACAGCCAUAAAACUUGGGGAGUUUGUGUCCCACCUUCAUGAGCAUUUCAACUGGAGCUCCCGGGCUGCUCUGGUGUAUCAUGAUGUAAAGAUGGACGACCGGCCGCACUAUUUCAUCAUAGAGGGGGUCUUCCUGGCUCUGGAUAAGGAGUUCAACAACCUCACUGUCAGUUACCAAAUGUACCCCAAGGAUGAGGAUAUCGGCAGCGUCAUCCAGUUCAUCCAGAACAAUGGCAGAGUGAUUUACAUAUGUGGCCCCCUGGAAAUGCUGCACAUGAUCAUCCUCCAGGCUCAUAGGGAGAAGCUCACGGACGGAGAUUACGUCUUUUUCUAUGUGGACGUAUUUGGGGAGAGUCUGAGGCCUGAUGGGACCAGAGAGGCUAAUAAGCCAUGGCAAGGAAACCACAGUCAGGAGCUGAAGGAGGCAUUCAAGACAGUGCUUGUGAUUUCAUAUCAUCAACCCGAAAAUGCAGAAUACUUUGAGUUCCAGAAGAAGCUGAUCCAGAAAUCCAAGGAGGAGUUUGGGGUGGAGCUGAACUACUCUCUGAUGAAUUUCAUUGCUGGUUGUUUCCAUGACGGGGUGCUGCUCUAUGCGCAGGCGCUCAAUGAGACCCUCAGGGAGGGGGGGAGCCAAAAGGACGGACUGAGUAUUGUUAAAAAGAUCCAGGACAGACAGAUGGAAGGCAUUACUGGCACGGUCAGCAUGGACAAAAACAAUGACCGAAAUACUGACUUUGAUCUUUGGGCAAUGACUGAUCACGAGGAAGGAAACUUUGAGGUUGUAGGACGCUACAAUGGGAUCACCAAGCAGAUUAACUGGACUGGAAAGCCCAUUCUCUGGCUAAAGGGAUCUCCUCCAUCAGACAGUCCUCCUUGUGUGUUUAAUGCUGAUGACCCCUCUUGCGUGAAAACAACAGUCUCAACACUGGCCAUUGUAGCCCUGGGUGCUGGGCUCACCUUGCUCAUCUUUGGCAUGUCCAGCUUUCUGAUACUCAGGAAGCUGAUGUUGGAGAAAGAGCUGGCCAGUAUGCUGUGGAGAAUCCGAUGGGAGGAGCUGCAAUUUGGGAAUUCCGAGCGAUACCACAAGACCGCAGGAAGCCGACUGACCCUGUCACUAAGAGGUUCUAGUUAUGGAUCUCUAAUGACCGCUCAUGGGAAAUAUCAAAUCUUCGCCAACACAGGACACUUCAAGGGUAAUGUUGUGGCCAUUAAACAUGUGAAUAAAAAGCGCAUUGAGCUGACCAGGCAGGUGCUGUUUGAGCUCAAACAUAUGCGGGACGUUCAGUUCAAUCACCUGACCCGUUUUCUGGGGGCUUGUAUAGACCCUCCCAACAUCUGCAUUGUUACUGAGUAUUGCCCCAGGGGUAGUCUGCAGGAUAUUCUGGAGAAUGAAAGUAUAAAUCUGGACUGGAUGUUCCGGAACUCGCUCAUUAAUGAUAUAGUGAAGGGGAUGUGCUUCCUGCACCGCAGUAUCAUUGGAUCUCAUGGGAACCUGAAGUCGUCCAAUUGCGUGGUGGACAGUCGCUUUGUGCUGAAGAUCACAGACUAUGGGCUCGGAAGCUUUAGAUCCUCGUGUGAAACCGACGAUGCUUACGCUCUAUAUGCCAAGAAGUUAUGGACAGCCCCAGAGCUUGUGCGGAUGACGAGACCCCCAGCACCGGGCACCCAAAAAGGCGAUGUGUACAGCUUUGGGAUUAUCCUACAGGAGAUUGCACUGAGAAAUGGCUGUUUCUAUAUCCUGGGAAUGGACCUCAGUCCAAAAGAGAUAGUACAGAAGGUGCGGAAUGGCCAGCACCCCUAUUUCCGUCCCACAGUGGACAUUAGUUGUCACAGUGAGGAACUGGGGAUCUUGAUGGAAAGAUGUUGGGCUGAGGAACCUUUGGACAGGCCUGACUUCAACCAGAUCAAGGCCUUCAUCUGCAAGUUCAAUAAGGAAGGCAGCACAAGUAUCCUGGAUAAUCUGCUUUCCCGCAUGGAGCAGUAUGCCAAUAACCUGGAGAAACUGGUGGAGGAACGAACGCAGGCCUAUCUAGAGGAAAAACGCAAGGCCGAAAACCUGUUGUACCAAAUUCUACCGCAUUCUGUUGCGGAGCAGUUGAAGCGAGGGGAGACAGUCCAGGCUGAAGCGUUUGACAGUGUUACCAUCUACUUUAGUGACAUCGUGGGAUUCACUUCAAUGUCAGCUGAGAGUACCCCGAUGCAGGUGGUGACGCUGCUGAAUGACCUGUACACCUGCUUUGAUGCCAUUAUAGACAAUUUUGAUGUGUACAAGGUAGAGACCAUAGGAGACGCUUACAUGGUGGUGUCCGGGUUACCUGUCCGGAAUGGAAAACUUCACACCAGGGAGAUUGCGAGAAUGUCACUGGCACUGCUGGAAACCGUCAAAACAUUCAAAAUCCGGCAUCGACCAAAUACCCAACUACGGCUAAGGAUAGGGAUCCAUACAGGUCCAGUAUGUGCUGGUGUCGUUGGUUUGAAGAUGCCGCGAUAUUGUCUGUUUGGCGAUACAGUGAAUACAGCGUCCCGCAUGGAGUCAAAUGGAGAAGCUCUCAGGAUCCACAUCUCGUCUGCAAGCAAAGAGGUUCUGGAUGAGUUUAGCUGCUUUAAGCUGGAGCUCCGAGGAGACAUUGAGAUGAAGGGAAAGGGGAAAGUGAGGACAUACUGGCUCCAUGGAGAACACAGAGAAGACGAUGUUAUCUGAGUUGGCUCCAUGUAUCAGAUCACUGCACUUUCAGCUGCUCCUUACACUGAUCCUGUGGGGGUGCUGCUCCAGAUCGGCCCCAGAUCUCACCCAUGUGGAGGCCUCGCUGGUUGGAGCAGCAAAUACCGGGCACUUCUUCUACUUUCCAUUUCUCAGAUGUCCCAUGUCUGGGUUGGAGCUGUAGGUUCCAUAUAAUACAUAUCAGCCGUAGAAGUAACGCUACCAGAACCAUCGCUAUAUUGUGGCCAGUAAUGGAGCCAGGACACUCCCCCAUGUACUGAAGCCAUCUGGCUAGCAAUAUAUGGCUCAGGCCUAGAGCCAAGUAAGUAUCAGCUUGUACACUCAGUGGCCCCAAUACACAUCUUAGGAAAGGCCUGGAAGCUCAUCCCUUUAAUGGAAACACAAUGAACUGUUGGGGAGUCUCUCUGGUACAACUGCCCAGAGAUAGGGGCCCACAAUCAUCCUCUUUUGUUAGGAAAUAGCAGGUGGGCAUGAGAGGAAUGAGGCACCACUGGAUGCCAGAACAGCACCUUUAAAAGCAACAUAUACUGCAGGAAUGGGACCUCUGAGGCCUUGCCAGCCCCCCUCAUUUCCUUCAUCACUAACAGCACCCAGUCUCCCUCCAAAGCUGCACCCAAAGCUCCUGUUCCAUUCCGCAUGCCAGGAGACAGAUAGGCCAUGUGCUACAACUGUGGGUGCCAACCCCAUGUUCCCUCUGGGAUCCCCACAGUCUUCAUCUGCUGCCUGGGCAAUUAGAGCCCCCCACUUUUAUGUACCUGUACAUGAGCCUCAAAAUCUUUGUGUAGCAGGAACACCGAGGGCGCCCAUCUCUGUUUUAUGGGGACAGGUUUGAGCUACAGCAGUUCCCCCAUUCCUUCAACAAAAUCUUUGGCACUUUGGACUGCAUUUGGAAAAAUGUUUUUUUUGUGACAGGAAAAUCCAUUCUCUGAAAUAAAUAUCUCUUAAAGUAA